Messenger RNA from Mesorhabditis belari, 897 nucleotides. The record is from the annotation of a GenBank genome assembly. Lineage: Eukaryota; Metazoa; Nematoda; Chromadorea; Rhabditida; Rhabditidae.
AUGCGGGAACACCAUGGAAUCGACAUCGAUGUUCGGGGAUACGAGAAUGAGAUCAUUCGUCGUACGGAGAACCCAAAAUGGACGGACGCGCAAAAUCUCAAGCGAAAAGUGUUGCAAAGACGGAAAUCGAAGCCGGCAAAGAAGAAAGUUUGUGCGCAAAAGGUCGGAGAUGUGUUCAACGAGUUGUUGGCUCAGGAGUUUCACAAUGUGCUCGAGUGUGACUCAUUGAGCAUUGCGAAAAUCUCGGCACUCAUCGAAUACUCGAAAAAAGUGCUUGAAGAGCUGUUAAAGGAAAAGCUGAAAACGAUUUGGAUCGAAUUUUUUAAAAAAUCGGCUUCAGAUUUUCUCUACGAAGAAAAUGUUUUCUUUUUUACGGAGGUUUGCUUAGCUUUGCAAAUUUCUUUGCCCGAUAGUGAGCGUGACGAAUUUUUGGCUUAUCUCUCUGAGCACUCGGUGAAAGACUUGCCUAAACAAAUGGAGGCUACAACGUCAACAGAUCAAUCACCUUGUUGCUCACAUUCAUUUGAAAAUGGGGAACUGGAUCUAAAAGAGCUUGAUGAUUCGGAACUCUUUGAGAUGUUGUCAACAGCUACGGGAAUUCAAGCCGACAAUCUUUUGAGGAACGAUUUGGCAAAAUUUCAGAAAGAUGUCUCGACAAAGAUUUGUGCUCAUUAUUUGAAACCGAUUUUCGGUGCGUCACUUGACAUUGACCGUUUAGAGACUGAACUCAAAAUUGAACUGAGGGCAGUAAACGGUUUUUCGUCACAAACAAAAGGGAGAAGCGACUCAAGUGUUGUGGCUCAAAACAAUGAUCUUUCUCAAAAUCGUCCGAAUUGGAAAGAGCUAUUGGUCAAAAGAUUCACUGGAAAACUGGCGAAGCACUUGCAAGAGGAUCGA